Messenger RNA from Fusarium oxysporum Fo47, 1860 nucleotides. RefSeq names its product Zn(II)2Cys6 transcription factor. Gene Ontology annotation, biological process: DNA-templated transcription; regulation of DNA-templated transcription. Gene Ontology annotation, molecular function: DNA binding; DNA-binding transcription factor activity, RNA polymerase II-specific; zinc ion binding. Gene Ontology annotation, cellular component: nucleus. The record is from RefSeq and is a predicted model, not a curated record. The transcript has 3 exons. NCBI's taxonomy places the organism in Eukaryota, Fungi, Ascomycota, Sordariomycetes, Hypocreales, Nectriaceae. Bases 1 to 1860 code for a protein of 619 amino acids.
AUGGAGCAACUAAGUCCGAGCAGUUCAAGCUCCCCAAACCGCAGCCAAGUCCAGAAGCGACGCCCCAGAAAACCCUUGAACUGCGAUCCCUGCAGACACUCCAAGCUGAAAUGCGACCGGGGACUGCCGUGUGCGACGUGCCUCAAACGAGGCUGGCAAGAUUCUUGCGCCUAUGGAUCAAACUUUACGGGUCCGCAGAAGCGAAGGAGGACUAGGCUUGAGGUUGUUGACUCUGUGCCUCAGCAGCAAGUACAGGUUCAACCCGUGGAGGUAACAGAGAUAGUGUCAUCUCCGAGCUCGACGCCUGAGCCGAUACAACAGCGAUGGGAUCACAUUCUGCGUCGACCGUCUGUUGAGAGGAGUGUUAUACCAGACUCACCGAACCCGACGGUUACUCUGUCCUUUGGGCCUUGUGUUCCAAUCACCGAACUGCUUGCGCUUUUACCUCCAACUUCUGUGACUGAGUACUUGGUUUGCCGCUAUUUCGGAACACUCUCAUCACUGUUCCAUAUUCUCCACGGCCCGACAUUCCAGACUCAGUACUUGGACUUCCUUGAAGCCCCAGAGAAGACGAGUCUGUCAUGGCUGGCCGUUCUCUUCACUAUCAUCUCAUUGACACUCAAGACCAUUGAGCCAACAGACGCUGGGCUUGUUGUGUUAUGGCAGGACACCACCAUCCCUCGUGAUUUAUCGGUAUUGUCGCAAAAAUACCGAAAUGCGGCCAUGACGGCCCUAUCACAAGAUCAGUUCUUGGUUCGCCAUGAUCUCAGCACGCUCGAGGCUCUUCUCAUCCUGGUUCAUAUGAUAUCUCAUAAUGAAGGACCAGAGUAUGGCUGGGCGCUUCUCGGCAGUGCACUCAACAUCGCCAUUGCCCUGCGUUGCCAUACGGAUAUCGAAGGACCUAAUUGUAUUGAACAAGAGCGACGUCGACGUUGCUGGGCAGGCAUCCUGAUCAUCCAUACCUACCAAGCCCUCUGCUUUAGAGACAUCGACCUCACGUUCCUGUUGAACAUGAAAGCAACAAUGCCGGCAUGGGUCAACGACAAAGACAUUCAAGAACACAGUAUAAAACAAUCGCCCAAGGAUUCGCCAUGCGAGUUCACUGACACCUCACUCCUGAAGUUUCAGGUUCGACUAUUCCAACUGUCUACACAAAUCUGCUCUCAUAUCUCCGGUGAUGACAAACUCAACACAACGAUUUUACAUCAGUAUGACACAGCUGUAGCGAAAGAGCAAUUGCAAUGGGAUGCUGCAUAUCUCGUAAACGGUCGCCGGAGUAUUCUCAACACAGCAGGCUAUGCUCAUUGGUGCAUGCUCCAAACCUACGCGCAUCAACUCUACCUCCUUCUUCAUCGGCCUUUUCACAGCUCCAAAGCGAGUCAUUUCCGCGCUGAGUCAAGAGAUAAGUGUAUCAAGUCAGGUCUCGCAUUACUUGAUGUCCAUCACCAAUUUUACGAACUCCCGCGGCUGAAGUGUUAUCGCUGGCUCGUCAAGGGCGCGAUCAGUUGUAAUGCACUUCAUGGAGCUGUCGCGCUUACGUCAUGCAUGCUGGACAUGCCUGAUGACUCUGAUCUCACAGAGCACAUAUUUGCUAUCGACGCUGCUAUAACCCGAAUGGAAGCGCUUAAGAUGAAAAGUCCAGCUUGUUCAAGUGUCUAUCGCGUAAUUCGUUGUCUUCGUAGAUCUUAUCUUUCGAAGCGAGAUCCUGCGCCGACUUUCUUGCCAGAAGAUGUCGAGCUUAGAUUCGAGGACUGGGCUACCAAUGUCGACUGGUUUCGACCCGAUGGGAUUGACUGGGAACUCUGGGACUCGGCUUACAUCACCCCACAAACUGAUGAUGCUACGGCUAUGAUGACUUGA